AUGGGAUCUGUAAAUGAGUUUUAUUCAGUUGAAGAGUUCAAUUUGGAGUGCAAGUGGUUGAUUGAUCCAAAGCAUCUCUUUGUUGGUCCAAAGAUUGGAGAAGGUGCCCAUGCCAAAGUCUAUGAGGGAAAAUACAAAAACCAGAAUGUAGCGAUAAAGAUCCUUCAUAAAGGGGAGACACAGGAGGAGAUUUUAUUCAUCGGAGCUUGCAAGGAGCCUAUCAUGGUCAUUGUAACUGAACUUCUUCUAGGUGGAACAUUAAGGAAGUACUUGCUGAAAAUGAGGCCAAGGGUCAGCAAUGAACAGAAAAGAUUGAAGUAUGUGCAUAUGGCUGGCUCUGUGAUAAAUGUUUACAGCAUUCAUUUGAAGAUAAAAAACUUGCUCCUGACAGCAGACCACAAAACCAUCAAACUUGCUGAUUUUGGUUUGGCAAGAGAAGAGUCAUUGACAGAGAUGAUGACAGCUGAAACUGGAACAUAUUGCUGGAUGGCUCCAGAGAAUACCAGGCCAAGAGCCGAUGAUCUUCCUCAGGAUGUGGCCUUAAUAGUGACUUCCUGUUGGAAAGAGGAUCCAAAUGCUCGUCCCAACUUCACUCAGAUAAUACAGAUGCUUCAACAUUAUCUUUCGACAAUUUUGCCCACAAAGCCUGUGCUACCACUCAGGAUUUUCACUUCAGACACUGCUGUCUUGCCACCCGAGUCUCCCGGUACAAGAGCUUUAAUGGCUAAGCGUGAUGACUCAACUGAGACCCCUACAACACCCUUGGAGAACACACCAAGUGGUGUUGCAGAAAGGUGCAUGACUGAGGAGCAUUUGGAUGCUGGAGUUGGGUUGCUAGAUGUUGAUAACUUCCGGAUGAGCGCUCACGCUUGUUGGAGUGCUACAAAAGGUCGUGGAAACCAAAUUUUAAAGCCAAACAAGCCAAAGGAAGAGGGAGAGGAAAGCUGCUCCAAUUCGUGGUCAAGAGACGUCUCCAUGUUAGAGUUCGUGGAGACGGACAGAACAGGACAGCAGCAUUGA
Lycium barbarum (goji berry) is the source of this 1020-nucleotide messenger RNA. Its product is annotated as serine/threonine-protein kinase STY13-like. The transcript has 8 exons. Gene Ontology annotation, biological process: protein phosphorylation. The record is from RefSeq and is a predicted model, not a curated record. NCBI's taxonomy places the organism in Eukaryota, Viridiplantae, Streptophyta, Magnoliopsida, Solanales, Solanaceae. The coding region runs from base 1 to 1020 and encodes 339 amino acids. Gene Ontology annotation, molecular function: ATP binding; protein kinase activity.